UCCAUAUGCAGAUCUGUUUUCGAAUAGACAUGACAGAGCGUGUUGCGGCCGAUGCCUUGAAGCUCUGGGAUGAAAUGUAUAUAAGAUGGAGCGAAGUCACCGGAGGAUGAUCAAUGAGUUCCUCAUCCUAUUCACCUUUACUUACAUCGUCGACCUCGCUCGGAUCACGACUCUUUGGAUCGCACUUCUCAAUCGUUCACGGCUCUCAAAAGAUUACGCUUUGUUCGAAUACUAUUCGCCCAAAUACAGUCCUUUGAACGGAUCUGGACGGCCAAACUCUACUACUAUAAGCCAUUUAUUUUCAAACAAGCGCAGCAUACUUCCCCACCAACACCACCAUCCCAAGAUGUGCGAUUGGGAGGAGUUCCUUUUCACCUGCAACCACUCCAUUCUACGGCUCAAGUCGUAUUGCCACUUUGCCCGCAACGACCCCGGCCACCAAUGCUUCGGCGUCAAGGUUCUUCGCAAUUCGUGGCAGCAGAGCGUCCCGUGCGAUAAUUGCAUCUUGGCCUGGCAGGAUCAGGGGCACCCGCAUUUCGCCGCCGGGCAACACCGUCAGGAAGAGUUCAUUGGUGGCCAGCAACAACGUCGUCGUUGAGUUGGGUCCAGUCACGUCCAAUCUUUUGAAAGUACCCUUGAAAACCAGGGGAGAUGCUCCCAAGUUCUGUCGUCUUGGAGAGUGGCGUGGGGUUUGUUCACUGGGUUCAGUGCGAAUACCGUGGAGACGGAGCCUUCCUUCAUAUGCAGGCCAGACUAUUUAUAUAGAAACUGUGAUUUUCGGGAACGCUCCACCAAGUACAGAUCGCAAGGGUUUCUGCCUGGCACAGAAUGUUGGUUAAACUUGCUUUGUGGGGAAAAUGGUAGAUCAAAAAGGCUGGUGGCCAUGCCCUGUAUAGUUGUCCUCUUUUCUCAUUUUGCUACUGGUAGAAUGGCUGGAUGGCAGCGUUUCUCUGUUUUAGCAGGAUGAUGAGCAGCCCAAGAUGCUGUGGCACAUGAAUCUCGAUUUCCCGUAGGAACAAACUCAAUCCCACACGGGUUUAUGCA
Colletotrichum phormii is the source of this 1044-nucleotide messenger RNA. RefSeq lists its product as uncharacterized. The transcript is spliced from 2 exons. The coding region runs from base 86 to 598 and encodes 170 amino acids. The record is from RefSeq and is a predicted model, not a curated record. Lineage: Eukaryota; Fungi; Ascomycota; Sordariomycetes; Glomerellales; Glomerellaceae.